GUCCGAGCAAGCUUCCUUACCUCUUCCUCAUGGCUCCCACACUCCAGGUUCACAAAUAAGGCCAUCGCUGCUAGGAGCUGAGCCCCGACAUCACGACAUCUCCCAGUUCUUCCGUCAGCUCCUGUUCUGCCAACGAUUUGAAGGUUAUUACUAUGUGGCUGAUGCUAGCUAUCCAAAUGUUCCGGGUUUUCUAGCCCCAUACCGUGGAGAGAGUUAUCACUUAAAAGAUUUUCGAGGCCAAGGACGAAUACGCAAUAAGCAAGCUUUAUUUAACUUCCGACACUCAUCCGUGCGUAAUGUGAUCGAGAGGUGUUUCGGAGUACUAAAGGAAAGAUUUCUCAUUCUAGACAUAUCACGUGGUUACCCAUUGAGAACACAAGUUCAAAUUCCCAUAGCUUGUUGCGCAUUGCAUAACUUCAUUCGCAUGCAAGAUAGGAACGAUGAUUUGUUCUUGGAGUACGAGGAAGAUGAUAUGAUAGUUAACACGGAGGCAAGUACAAGUGAAAAUGGAUCACUCGAAUUUGAUAUGUCUCAACAACAACAAAUGCAUGAAAUUCGAGAAAGCAUUGCAAAUGCAAUAUGGGAUGAUUAUAAUGUUUGAGAUGUCGAAGUACAACUGUUGUUCUGAUUAACAUGUCACUUGUUGAACUUUCAGUGUUGGGGAACAUUUAUGUUAUUUUUUUUGUUAUUUCAAA
Molecule: messenger RNA, 695 nt
Organism: Cuscuta epithymum
Lineage: Eukaryota; Viridiplantae; Streptophyta; Magnoliopsida; Solanales; Convolvulaceae
Source: the annotation of a GenBank genome assembly